This is a messenger RNA of Auanema sp. JU1783, 1581 nucleotides long. The record is from the annotation of a GenBank genome assembly. NCBI's taxonomy places the organism in Eukaryota, Metazoa, Nematoda, Chromadorea, Rhabditida, Rhabditidae.
AUGGAUUCAACUCCUCUAAAGGAUUCAACUAACAGAUUGCAACUCAGGCAGAACCAGACUGAGAAAAAGAAACGAGUAAAUGGACCACCGUCCUUUAUGGCUCCAACAGCUGCCACAUCUCGUAAGAUUAACAGAGAUCCCUCUUCUCGAACCCAACUGCGCAGCACAUCUCUUGAUCGGGAGAAGUCUUUGGCUAAACCACCUGCUCCACGUAAGUUGGAAGAUAAACUUCUCUCAAAAAUAGAACAACUAGAGGAAACCUUAAAAGUUAAAAAUGAACAGUUGGAACAUCUCAACUCAAAAGUAGCGUCAUUGGAAGAGAUGCUUAACACUAAAACUAUGUUGAUUGAGAGCAAAAACUGUAAAAUUGAAUCUCUUGAGUUGAGGUUGUCUUGCGCAGAGGAAAAGUUAACGUUCUUGGAAUCUGAGAAAAUUAGUUUAACGGAAAAAUCCCAGAGCUUGCAAUCGAAGGAGGUUUCUUACAAAGCUACUAUAGAGAAUUUCGGAAGGAAGAUUACUGAAGGCAGGAAGGAACUUUGUCACAAAGACUCUAUCAUACGGAAGUUACUGAACGAUGUUGUAGACCUGAAGGGUCAAAUUCGAGUCGCUAUUCGUGUAAGACCAUCAUUAACUGGAGAAGAUAAUUUGAUAAGCAUGCAAUACCCAUCACAGACUUCCAUCAAAUUAGACAUGAAUGGAAAACCAACUACCUUUGAAUAUCAGAAAGUGUAUGGACCUAACAUAAACCAAAAGGUGAUAUUCGAUGAUGUUGAAGAACUUGUUAUGUCAUCUUUACAUGGAUAUAACGUAGCCAUAGUAGCUUAUGGACAGACGGGAAGUGGAAAAACUUAUACAAUGAUUGGAGGAGAUGGACAACAAGAAGGAUUGAUACCACGCUCAGCCCGGAGUAUUUUUAGCAACCGAAGUAAACUUUCUGAAAUCGGUUGGACUUUCGAUAUCACGGCAUCAUUUCUCGAGAUUUACGUUGAAGAAGUUUAUGAUUUGCUUAACAACCGACAAAAGCUUCAGCUAAGGAUGAAUAAUGGAACCUCAGUUGUGGAAGGAGCAAUCGCUAAGAGAAUCGAAUCUGAAGAAGAUAUUAAUUGGAUUUUAUAUACGGCCGGACGAUCAAGAUCUGUUGCGGCUACCAAGUGUAAUAUUCAAUCCAGUAGAAGUCAUGCCAUUUUCCAAAUUAAGAUUAUUGCUAAAAAUUCUAUAAUAGGUUCGGAAUUACAUUCUAGCUUGUCAUUGGUGGAUUUGGCCGGUUCUGAACGCGCAAAGGAAUCUGGAUCUGAUGAGAACAAAGAAAGAUUCAGGGAAAUGACUUGCAUUAAUCUGGGUUUAUCAAGUUUACAAAAAUGUAUUAGAUCUCAACUGAAUAAGAAUUCUCAUAUACCUUAUCGUGAUUCGAAACUAACGCAGCUAUUAAUGAAUAGCUUAGGAGGAGGGGAAAGCAAAACUAUGGUGAUCGUUGGCUUGAAUCCAUCUUUCUCACAAGAUGCCGAAACCAAACGUAGUUUGGAUUUCGCCCAACAGAUGAGUCUGACAAAAAUCGGAGCAGCUAUGAAACAAUUGAAAUGA